AUGGCUCCUCUCCCAAGCCUCGUUUACAACAACGUUCUUUCUCUUCGUGCAGACAAGAAAUACGAGGUUAAGGUGGAGAAAGAAAUCCUCCUCGGUAAACUGAUCCUGGGGCUCAUCGCGGCCGCUUUUGCCAUGUUCUUGGGCUACACAAUCUACCUCAAGCUGAAGCCCAAGUAUCAGAAAGAAUGGAAGCCCAAGCUUCAUCCUAAGCUUCGGGACUAUAAGGAGAAGUAUGAGGGCCGGAAGAAGCAGAUGGGGACCUGGCAUGGCCCCAAAGAACCACGCAAGUCCCAGCAAUUUCCUUCCAAAAUUGUCCUUGAUACUAACGUUCCUUCUAGAGGCGCCAGCGCUUGCUCACAUAGCUGGUAG
This is a messenger RNA of Penicillium digitatum Pd1, 369 nucleotides long. RefSeq lists its product as uncharacterized. Lineage: Eukaryota; Fungi; Ascomycota; Eurotiomycetes; Eurotiales; Aspergillaceae. The record is from RefSeq and is a predicted model, not a curated record.